Messenger RNA from Periconia digitata, 4976 nucleotides. The record is from the annotation of a GenBank genome assembly. Lineage: Eukaryota; Fungi; Ascomycota; Dothideomycetes; Pleosporales; Periconiaceae.
CAUGCAGCAUGACCAGUGCCACUCUUCAGCCUGGUUCACCGGGCUCACCGAAAACAUUUCAUUCCAUUCUGCUUCUCUCAUAGUGUAAGUCCAAUACAAUGGUUCGUUUCCCAACUGUACAUGAAUACAAUCCAUCUUGGUGAGUGAAUAUGAUAAUAGAUGUUCCGUGGUACGGAAGAUACCGCGAGGUCCGAUAAGUGUUAAGCAGUCAAGGCUGUGAGGAGCAAGGCUGAAGAUUAUGUCGUAUGGCGUGUAAGAUUUGCAUGAAGGACGAUCCGGUCGGACGUAUAAGAACACGAUGUUGCAUAUUGCGAUGAUGACUGAUAACGCACCAUGUAUUGCGUCCCGCUCCACCCAUCUUUGCCUUGUCGACAAGGAAAGAACAAUUUCGCCUUCUUAGCCACCAGAAUGUAAUCCUAGCCGGGGUAGUAUUUGGGGCUCUUGUGAUACAUGAAGUUUCGAGCUUAAGAGCAGCACACAAGACAUGAUGAAUCCCAGCCUCGUCUGCGUUACCUAUUGAUUCAUCUCUGUUAAACUUUUACGUGCACUACGACACGCUACGUGCGACGUGGUUGCAUUGAACUCUGUUGUGCCACCAAAAAGUCCAAUUGAUCGCGAGGAUCGAUCCUUGGUCGUGUAAUGCGACACGCUUCCAUAAUAUACGCCCGAUAAGAUCGUCGCCAAUCAGAGAAGCUUGUUCACAAGCUGAGUUUGAUCCUAUGAGUCAACGAGCUCGGCAUAUCGAGGUCAAGGAUAAGCUGCUGGGAGAAAUCGAAACCAGGAAGCAAGCCAAUAACUUGCCUGUGCGAGGAGGAUUUAUAUCCCGAGGCUUCCUAAACGAUGUUCUAACUUCGAGCGCAAUACGAGAAUUAUUGCAGGAAGACUACCCGGGCACUGCACUCGAUGACGCGAAAUUUGAACUGCUGCACAAAGCGAUAUCCACAAAUCUCAAGAAGACAUACGCGCUGCUUUUACUGCUCGAUGCAGGCCAUCAUAUUCUAGACCUUUACGAUUAUCGCAGCAACGCUUUGAGCGACGAGAAUCUAUUCGACUCGCCUUCGAUAUACUCGGGUGUUUCUCCAAGAUUUGGUUUCCCCCGGGACGAGGAAUACAUCUCUAAGGAAUUGAGCGAGUCACUCAUCAAGCAGCAGUGGGUUGUACCCCCGCCGCUCACCAAUGCUAUUCAUCAGCGCUUUCCCGUCGAAGACUUCCGUUUUCCAUUCGAUGAACAACCCCAGCAUUUCAAAUCAGGAGCAUACGGUAUCAUUUGCCGAGUGAAGAUUUCGCAUGGUCAACUCGAAUUUCCAGAGGAUUUUGAUCAGAAAACACCUCUCGCGAUGAAGACUGUAUGGAAAGAGGGAAGUAGUAGGAUGAGCCAUAAGAGAUUGAUGAAUGAAGUCAAUACGCUUCGCGCCCGCAAACACAGGAAUAUCAUGUCUCUGAUUGCGAGCUUCACAGCCGGUGACUUCCAGGCGCAGAAUGAGAAAGAGCGCUCCGAGUGUAUCUACUUGAUCAUGCCGCUUGCAGAAGGCAACCUGCAGGAUUGGAUCGAGUACGAGUCUAUCGAUCUUCUGGACAACCAUAGCCGAGGAGAAUACAUUUCUAAUCUGAUGCUAGACAUUGCCUCUGGAGUAGCAUUCGUUCACAGUAAGGAUAAGGAGUCCAGAAUUGGUUUCCAUCAUGACAUUAAACCAUCCAAUAUCGUGCGCUACAGAGAGUACGAUGCGGAGGUCUGGAAGUUAUGUGAUUUUGGGGGCGCGAACUUGAAAGAUCUUCGGAUAGAAGAGACUAAUACCUCAUUUCAAAUGGCAACUCAUCGAUAUGCUCCUCUAGAGUACUAUGAUGAGAAGAAAAGAGGCCGUCCUGCGGAUGUUUGGUCUCUUGGCUGCGUCCUCCUGGAGCUAGUAACGAUCUGGAAGUAUGGAUGGGGCCAAAACGGUUAUACGGAAUUGAAGAGACACAUUGAUGGCGAUCUCAAUGAUUCGAGUGGGAUUUCAGCUGGAUCUAAAGACGUAACGAUAGAAGAAGGCCGAAAACAUGCCAACUACUGCGACAACAAAUCUAAAAUCGACCAGUGGAUACAGCGCCUCGGGAAUGACAACAACGACACGAAGAGAUUUGGGGAAGUCCUUGAUUUACUCCAAGAAUUACUCCAAGAGAGACCAGAGCAUAGAAUUCUUGCUUGGGAAGUCGAGAUCGAACUUUUCAUAAUAAUGAGGAGAUCUGAGCCUUCGCAACCUUGGGAUAGCGUGAUACAACGCCUGGAACAGAUUGCGCAGCCCUCAAAUCAACAUAGUAACGCGAUAAUGCCACGCCACAACCCUCUCUUACGCGCGAGAAAGAAGAACAGACCGAUAAAUUUUCUUGCAGUAAUAGAGAGAAAGGAUUGGUCGGACAAAUAUCCUGGGUCAACGGACGAAGCAAGGAGACAGUCCAACGAAAUAGUCAAGUGGUACUCAAACCUUGAGUUACAGGGGAAUAGUGAGGAGUCGUACGGACGCCAUACAGAAAACGCUUGGAUUGAGACAGAGUUCAGUAAGGCCUCUUGCAUUGGAUUGUAUGGUGUAUACGGUGUUGGAAAAUCUCAUCUUGCAUUUCAUUAUGCACACCAAUUCAACAUCACCACCGAGAUUCAGGCCAAGAAGCAUACUUUUUGGAUAAACGCAGAAAGUAUGCGCACCGUGGAAACGUCAUAUGAAGAUAUCGCCAGCAACAUACCUUUGGACAGACGUUUCUCAAACCGUAUGGAACUUUUCGAAGAUGUCAAAGGCUGGUUUGAGAACAGGAAUACGGGACCGUGGAUUAUUGUCGUUGACGGCCUAAAUUCGACCGAAAUGGAGAGUGAUAUAAUGAAGCUUCUUCCGGGAACAAGUCAUGGGCAAGUUCUAGUGACUGCACGGACUCGGGAGACGAUGUCAACCAUAUGUAAGGGUGCUUGUCUAGAGAUAAAGCCCCCGGCACUAGACGCAUCCUACAACAUCUUCCAAUACUACCUAGAGCCCGCCUACAACGACGAAGACCUUGAAGGAACUAGUGAACUUUUGGAAACACUGUGGCUUCCUCUCGUGGUUAAAAUGGCAGCCACUUACAUGAACAAAAAGAGGAAGCCAAUCAGAAGCAUGCGACAAGAUCUAGAGGUCUACCGAUUCCAACAAAUUGCUGAGUUUUCGCACUCAGAACGCGUAAACUUCAUGGAAUACUUUCUGCAACCAUUGACACAGCAGGAGAAACACUCGCCAGAAGUUAAGUUGCUUUGCUUCCUGGCUUGUCUCAGUAAAGAAAGAAUUGGUCUCAAGCUGGUACAAGCGAACUACGAGCCUGACGAGCAUCCAAGUCUAGAUGGAAAUCUUUCGAGCCUAGUAAAUGGUGCGUUUAUUGAGAAGUUCAACGAAGAUUCGUUCCGGAUGCAGAAUUUCGUGCAAGAAGCUGUUAUUGCAUGGAUCCGGGAGAAGCAGACCGAGCAAGGUCUUUUCGAGCUGCUGUCAGCUGUUUUGGGUACAAUAUAUGUGCGAUACAAAGAAAAAAAGAGGGCUCAUGAUCUUGACUCGACAGCUAUUUCUCGGCACGGACUAUCAUAUGGAUUGAAGUUACCCUUCAUGGAACACUUUGCCCGGUUCAUGGAGUUUAAGCGUACAGCAAAGAGGGAAAAAUUGCUGGAGUUCAAGUUUCAUGAAAGAGCCAUCGAGUGUAUCGAGUCAUUUUCACAUGUGUUCGUUGACGAGGGCCGACUCAACGAAGCUAUCGAAGUGCUCGAGUUUGCUCUCGAAUACGCAGAACUUCCACAUAGGAGUGAGAGAACGAGCGCCAUGAGCGAAGAAAAAACAAGUUCUGUCAUCCCCAACAGUAACCAUUUGCAGGAAAAGUUGGUGCAAUUUAAGACAGAGAAAACACUGGCGGAGGCGUAUUCACGAAGGGGAGAGGGAGAAGAUUAUCGUCGUGCGCGCAUGCUACUCAAAGGCCAACUACGAUAUCUGGAAGAAAUUGAUCGAAACAAUCUUGCGACGGGCAGGGUGAAGUGUAAGAAAAUGAUAUGGAAUCUCCAAAUUGAUCUCGUAGAUUUCUACUGGAAAUUUGGCCGUCUUGCGAAGGCCAGGAAACAGUUAAGAUCUCUCCAUUUCUUGGAAGUCAAGGUUGGUCAAGAGUCUAUUGCAUUUGGCAGUCCAGGGGAGCUGCGCAUAUUCAAAAACGCGAACGAAAGCGAGAGAAAAAAGAUUCAGUAUAUGAGUAUUCGCUACCUCCAGUUUCAAGGGCUACUGCUUGCAGCCACUGGUAGAGCUUAUGCUGCAAGCAAGUGGCCGCUUCUUUACUGGCAGGCUAAUCAUAAGCUGGCAGCGGCCAGAAGAAAACUCGCAAGAGCCGCGGAAACCUUGAAACAAUGGCUACCAGACGAAGAGGCAUACCUGAUGGAUAUCGAGAAUAGUAUUUCAGACGUGGACCUGGAGUUGGGGACAAUGCCUGGAUCGCCUCAUAUGGAAAAAUGUCUGUCACACGCCGAACGUGUCCUAGAGCGUCAUGUCACGAUCCUACGGCGUUCAUCGAGUGAGUAUAGGGCUUGGAAAGCGGAACGCAAAUUGGCCGAAGUGCGCAUUCAUCGAGGAUCAGGCAAUGUUCAGAAUAUAGUCAGCAGCCUUGAGAGUAUUAUGACUGCCUACCAAACUCGGCCGGCUUCGUAUAGCACAGAGACUUCGAAUUGCGCUCGUAUAUUGGCGAUUGCGUACGAAAAGCAAGGGCAACACGAUCAGGCCCGAAAACUGCGUGAAGAGCACGGCCUGCUCCCGACAGAUGAAAGAGAGAAACCAUCACGGGGUUUCAUUCCGGAUGAUGUGUUCCUUAUGUUCAUUUCCCUUCUACUCUUUCUGAACAUAAUUAUAGCCAUCUGCCUCGGGGUCACGGCUGCGGUAACAUUUCAGGUGUUUCUUAUUUCUUUGUUGUUAUUUCGUUUCCCACACCACGGGAAUAAAUUGAUGAGUCUAUGA